Seminavis robusta is the source of this 1143-nucleotide messenger RNA. NCBI's taxonomy places the organism in Eukaryota, Bacillariophyta, Bacillariophyceae, Naviculales, Naviculaceae. The record is from the annotation of a GenBank genome assembly.
AUGAAGGAAGAAGAGAUCGCUGUACUUGGUCCGGAUUGUGAUCCUCCCGAUUCCACCUUGAGAGAUGCUCCUGCAGAUCCUUUUCGAUCAGAUUUAUUGCUAUCCACUAAGACUUCUUUGGCUGGUCCUGAUGACCCCAUGUAUGUGAGGGACAAUACAAAGGAGAUUACAAUGAUGGAAGAUGGCAACAAAGCACCAGCUGAUGAAGACAGUGAUGAUGAUAGUUCUGUGGAUGACCCAUGGAAUGACCCAAAGGAUACUAAUGCGGGUGAUAUGAGUGAGUCUCCCAGCAACUUUCAAUACUCCUUCAACAGUGUUGAUAUGGAAAGAGAUAUCCGAAACAGUGCUAUACAGACCAUUGCUUUUGAGUAUGUUUACAGCGGUGCCUACGAAAUUGUCUACAGUAUCUGUACUUGGCCCAGGCUUCUCCUGAGCUAUUGCUUGAAUUUUUUCCGUUUAGCCAGAAGGGUGGAUGAUCAUGAUGAUGAUGGACCAAUACCACCCCAGAAGGAUGCUCAUGUUAAAGACAUGGCAAUUGCAGCUUCCCAGUCUGCAGCUAUUGGUGCAGGAGCAGGAGUCAUGGCUGGACAGUCCGCUGCUGCUAGAGCGGGUGCUUCGCCCAUGUCGGCUGCUAUCUCUGCUCUCUCAACACCGACCAUGAUCGGGCUUGCUGUAACAGCUGCGAUAGCAGUGGCUGUCUCUACAAACGGAGUUGUCCCAGGAAUCAGCAAUGGUAGUGACAAUAAUACCGAUCGUCCUGGUGGCUGUAAUGACAGUACGGAAUCCAUGGAUCUCAAGGAAGGUGUCCUGCUGGUAGCAUUUUCUUCAUCAGAAUCUAACAGUGAUCACAACAGCACCAGUGUUGCUCCUUCCACCAGUGCAUUGCUGCUAGAGAAUAAGGAAGAAUUGGAAAAUAUUUUUGCUCAGGUUUACAACAACGUCACUGCCAAUUCCACCAAUACAGCAAACGGUCUGGUUGACCCGUGUGAUGUGCCCUACAUUCCAGAGAAUGGUGUUCAAAUGAUGCAGGUUAAGUCAUCUGAAGAGGACAAUUUUACCAAUACCAUUUGGGUUGCAUCUAUGCUGGGAAGCGCCUGCCUAAAUACCGGGAUGCACCGUACUCCCCAGAACUUGUCAGGCUGA